This is a messenger RNA of Microthlaspi erraticum, 1710 nucleotides long. The record is from the annotation of a GenBank genome assembly. Lineage: Eukaryota; Viridiplantae; Streptophyta; Magnoliopsida; Brassicales; Brassicaceae.
AUGUCUCGUAACAGUCUCUUGCCAAUCCUCUGUUUUGCCCUCGCCCUUAGCUUUGGCUUUGUCUCUUCACAAAGUUGUGGAAAAGUGUUUUUCAGUCGAAAUGGUACUUACGAUGUAAACCGUCGUCUCGUUCUCUCAACUCUUGCUUCCAACGUCAGUUCUCGAAACGGCUUCUACAACGUCUCCGUAGGACAAGGCUCUGGAAGGAUCUAUGCUUUAGGCCUUUGUAUCCCAGAGACUGAUCCAAAUCUCUGUUCCGCUUGUAUCCAAGCUGCAUCCGACAGUUUAUCACGAAACUGUCCGGACCAAACCGACUCAUGGGAAUGGAAAGCCGGCAGGACGCUUUGUUUCGUUCGUUACUCUAACGGGUUGUUUUUCGAUCAGAUCGAAUUAGAGCCGUCACAAGCAAUUUACACAUCUUCUGGUAGGUUCCAAGGGAACAUUACAGCUUAUACCAACAUAUGGGACGCAUUCAUAAGCUCUAUGAUCAGCCGAGCCGGUCAAACUCGAUACCUAGCCGAUGUAUCGCCUCGGACAGGUAACGAUAGUUUUAUAUACUCGGAGGAACCGUACGUAAGCCGGUCUGCUAUUUCCGCGGUUAUGUUUGUGGUGUUUCUUGCGUUUGGCUUGGUUAUUUGGAAAAGAUCAUACAGAACAUCAAAACUUCAAACUGAUGAUGACAUGACUAGUCCACAAUCGCUACAGUUUGAUUUUGCAACAAUUGAAGUGGCAACUGAUAAAUUUUCGAGGACUAACAAGCUAGGUCAAGGCGGAUUCGGUGAAGUUUAUAAGGGAAUGUUACCAAAUGGAACAGAAAUUGCGGUUAAGCGGCUAUCAAGAAAUUCAGGACAAGGCACACAAGAGUUCAAGAACGAGGUUGUGAUUGUGGCCAAGCUUCAACACAAGAACCUUGUUAGGCUUCUUGGGUUUUGCUUAGAAAGAGAUGAACAAAUACUUAUCUACGAGUUUGUUCCAAACAAGAGCCUUGAUUAUUUUCUCUUUGACCCAACAAAGAAGAGACAGUUGGAUUGGAAAAGACGGUACAACAUCAUCGAAGGGAUUACGCGAGGGCUUCUCUAUCUUCAUCAAGACUCAAGGCUCACCAUCAUACACCGUGACAUCAAAGCUGGUAACAUUCUUUUAGAUGCUGAUAUGAGCCCUAAGAUAGCGGAUUUCGGAAUGGCAAGGAAUUUUAGAGUGGAUCAAACUGAAGACGAGACUGGAAGAAUUGUUGGAACAUUCGGUUACAUGCCUCCAGAGUAUGUGACGCGUGGCCAUUUCUCUACCAAGUCUGAUGUAUAUAGCUUUGGAGUAUUGAUUCUGGAGAUUGUUUGUGGCAAGAAGAACAGUAGCUUCUAUCAGAUGAAUGAUGAUUCUGGUGGCAAUAUGGUGACACAUAUUUGGAGGCUUUGGAACAAUGAAUCACCCUUAGAUCUCAUUGACCCCACAAUUAAGGAAAGCUAUGAGAAGGAUGAAGUCAUUAGAUGCAUCCAUAUCGGAUUGUUAUGUGUUCAAGAGUCUCCUGCGGAUCGUCCAGCCAUGUCUACAAUCUUUCAAAUGCUUACCAAUAGGUCCAUUGUUCUACCUGUCCCUCGACCACCUGGAUUUUUCUUCAGGGACAGGUCAAAUUUAGACCCUUUAACCUAUGGAUCUGAGCCGGGGCAUUCUAGAUGCAACUCUGUUUCUUAUUCUGUAUUAACUCCUCGUUAA